Pteronotus mesoamericanus is the source of this 1378-nucleotide messenger RNA. It is a transcript of the gene HOPX, whose product is annotated as HOP homeobox. Gene Ontology annotation, cellular component: nucleus. Gene Ontology annotation, biological process: cell differentiation; regulation of transcription by RNA polymerase II. The transcript is spliced from 5 exons. Gene Ontology annotation, molecular function: DNA binding. The record is from RefSeq and is a predicted model, not a curated record. The coding region runs from base 428 to 649 and encodes 73 amino acids. Lineage: Eukaryota; Metazoa; Chordata; Mammalia; Chiroptera; Mormoopidae.
CAAGGCUGCAGGGUCCUGUGUGUCUUCCUUUUCUCAGCUGCAUCUCUCUCAUCCAAUCUUGGUGAAGAGUCUUACUUGGCUAAGAAGGAGAUCAGGAACAAGAAGGCAGUGCAAGAAAGUUCCAUGAGAGUCGCGCUUUUCAGGUCCUUGCUUGAGCGUGAACUCACGGGUGUAAAUAACGUGCUGUCAACAGCUUGUGUCGGGCAGACCAGCUAUUUAAGCAGGCUGGCAUCAGAGAGCUCAGCUUCCAAAUCCAGCCUUUGCCACUUCCACGGAGAGAUUAAAAGCGCCGCCCCAUUUCCCCAACUUUAAGAAGUCGCUUCUGCCCUGUGGGCUAUUUCUUCAGAGGAGGUGUGGGGUGUACAGCCAGCCCUCCCUGGCGAGGGCCCCCUUAGAGGCGAACAACGCGAACUGCCGCGCCGGGACCAUGUCGGCGGAGACUGCGAGCGGCCCCACCGAGGACCAGGUGGAGAUCCUGGAGUACAACUUCAACAAGGUCAACAAGCACCCGGACCCCACCACGCUGUGCCUCAUCGCGGCCGAGGCCGGCCUGUCUGAGGAGGAGACCCAGAAAUGGUUUAAGCAGCGCCUGGCCCAGUGGCGGCAGUCCGAAGGCCUGCCCUCAGAGUGCAGAUCCGUUACGGACUGAGAAGGUGGCGGGCGCAGCGGCUCCCCUCCAUGAAGACCGUCUGCUGUUUCUCUCCUCGGCUUAGCCCAGCCGUUUUGUUUUUUCGGUGUAGUGUUGUGUGUUCCACUGUUAGCUGUCCUGCUAUUUAACACAAUGUUGUAUUUUUUUUUAAAUGUAUAUAACUAGAAAAGAAAACUCGAGGAAGCUAUGUGCAGCUUCUGUAAAGCAGCGGCCUGGCUGAGAGAGUGGCGUGGCUUGCUCCUCCCUUGGGUCAUGCUGACAGAUGGUGCAAAAACCACCUAAGUUUGUUUUUGGUCAUCACCUCCCAAUAUUAAUUUACUUUCAAUAUCCAUUUCAGAGCAGGCAAGGCCUCUGUUGAAAAGAUAACGUAGCCAAGAGGGAGAAACAUUUCCUUCUGAAUCUACUUCCCUAAGUUGUUUUCCUUAUGGUUCAUUUACUACAUUGAGGUUGAAUGACAAUGCAGAGGAAUAUUUGAGUCAUUCAGAUUUCAUAAAGUCGUUCCUUGGAUUAAAGCUGCAUUCACUUAGAAAGAACCCAGUUAGGCUAAAAGACAGAAACUCCGCAAGCAACAAGACAGAAAAGCAAGUGACUAACAAAAAAAUCCGCUAAAAUCUUUCAUUUACUUUGUUUAAAUGUGUCUGUUAAAUUUAUUUUGCUAAACAGAAUGAACUGCUUUGUGUCUCUAAAAUGACAUUCUAAAUAAAACCUUAACUUUUUGUUGAAAAUACA